Paraphaeosphaeria sporulosa is the source of this 3912-nucleotide messenger RNA. RefSeq lists its product as uncharacterized. The record is from RefSeq and is a predicted model, not a curated record. The coding region runs from base 50 to 3856 and encodes 1268 amino acids. The transcript is spliced from 2 exons. Lineage: Eukaryota; Fungi; Ascomycota; Dothideomycetes; Pleosporales; Didymosphaeriaceae. Gene Ontology annotation, molecular function: DNA binding.
CACUUCGACAGCAUUCCCCAUACACGGCGCAGUCCCUGCGCACGAACAAAUGGCGCCGCGAUACGUCCUCUCGAGCGACUGCGAAAACUUCGCCGAGUCGUCGCCCGACCCUCUCGCCGCCUCAUUCGACGAAGUCCAGUCGCGCGCACCCCGCAAACAACAGCCUCUCACCGCGAGCUCGCCCAGCAAGCAGAACCGCAUCCACGUCGCGUCGCCUUCCAAGCAGAUGCUGCUGAGCACCCCGCGCACCGCGGGCCGCAGUCCAUGGCGCAUCAAGGUCACGGUCCAGGCCGAGCCUGGCAGCGACUGCGAGACCUUGGAGUCGUCGCCCAUCGUGAAUCACGUCACCCACACCAAGACAACCACCAUUCCCCUCAAGGAGCCGGAUGCAUCGUCGCCCGUAAAGCGUCGCGGACGGCCGAGAAAACACGACGCCACGCCAAAAAGAAGCGCCACGCCCGUGCGAAAGCGAAUGGCAACCAAACCGCGCCACCCGAGUCUGGGAGACACCAGCGCCGCUGACGUGGACACAGACGGAACUCCUAAAAAGAAGAGGGGGCGCCCGCGGAAGGCGCAGCCGCCCGCCGAGGACGACAUCUGGGGCCAGGCUCGCCGGUCGAGCGUGGGCGCCCAUGAAAGCGGAGCCCUUGCCGAAACAGAUCCAACGCCCAAAAAGCGAAGAGGGCGCCCACGGAAGAGCAUUCAGCCACCAGUUCAGGAAGAGCAAGUCUUACCCAAUGAGCAGCAUACGCCGCAGAGCUCUCCCAUACCGGAUGGCCCGGAGUCAGAGCUGCACAACGAGACCGCACCAGAUCCUAAUAUCAAGAACGACGGUCACCCUGUGCCGGAUCUUCCAAACCCACAGGAACAGAAAAUUUCCUUGAAGUCCACGCCAAGUCAGACAGAUCUGUCUCGGAAACUCCAGGCGCGCAUGAACACACCCGUAGCCAAAGCCCAAGAUUGGAUCGAAAUUUCUUCGGGCGAAGAUUCCGAGGCAGAAAGUGACGUUGACAGCGAGGUUCCAAUCUCCGAAGGGCAUCUCCACGAGCAAGCUGAAGAAGCCUCACACCAUCUGAGCAAGUUCGAGGCUCUGCCCAUCCGUGCAACCCAAACACCGGAAACUGAAGACGAUCAGCUUGAGGAUGAUACCCAUUUUGCGUUCGAUGAAGGGGCUACGAGAAUGCCCGACGAUACUACCAUCAUAGAUAGCGAGAACUUCAGCAUGAUCUCUGUCGAUUCGUUGCCUAGCUGCGCUUCUGUGGCGAGGCCUGCACAUGGCGUGGCACGGGAUAGUUCCUCUCAUAAGCCGCCCCGGAAUCAUAUUUAUCUUGAUGUGCCGUCAGAAACCUUGCAUGGGGGAGCCGAUCAAACGACGGAUACUCGUAUGAUACAUACUUUGCCUGGGCAACCAGCAACAGCACCGCCUCGGUACAAGACGCCUUCGGUAGAACCAGUCGAUCGCUCCAACCCCCCGCCAGUGGCCACUGCACGGACGUCUCGUACAGAAGCUCAAACACCCAGAAUCGGAAGGGUGGUCAAGGCAGGAGUUGCUCUUCAAGGCCUGCUGGAUCCGAGCCGUGUCACGCCAGAUGCUGGACCUUCGAAGACCGUGAACGAACAUCGCGACCACCUCGAUGAUCUUUUCCGAGGCUUCAGUGAGCGAACCAGGAGGGAAUUGCAUGCUGGACUGCGGCUAGGAGAGCAGCUAGCGAAACGCAACGGACUGAAUCAACCUUCCUCAUCUGCGCUUUCGAGUCCCAGCAAGAACAUAACGUCGGAUCCGCCCGUUGUAUCACAAUCCUCUCGCUUGCUGACGCCCGAGGAUCAACACGGCGACACUGCCCUUGAAAUGCAAUCGACUGAGGUGCAAUACCUGGUCCUGCCGGGUGACAACCAAGGGCCAGGUCUACUCAGCCCAGUCAGCAGUCCUGAUGAGGAUGGCGACGACAUGAGCUGCAGAAUCGACACACCUCCCGUGCGCCUGUUAGCCCACACAGGUACCCAGCUUCCCUCUGUUCACCAACCCUCGGAAGCUACUCGCAGAAACGUGUCAGACAUGUGGGAAGAAGAAGCCAGCCGAUCACCAGCUGUGUGUAAAACAGAGACCGGACGCAGCGACAGCGCCUGUGAACACCAAGAUCUGUCCACACAAGACGGAGCCGUGAAACAAGCUCGCGAUAAAAUCCCAAUAAGGCGUCAAAGAAAGGCUUUGGAUGACUUCCUCUGCAGCGACCAUAUAGAAGCCGAAGACGAUCGGAGAGUCACGCCAUCAUCUACUGAGUGUGAUGAUAUGCCUGCGCGAGCCGUAGACAAGGGCCAAGCCACGGUCGUGCAGGCUUCAGCAUCUACUCAGCUCCAAGAUGAUCGCGAUGAAGAGCCCGAGGAGACCGAUGAUACCGGAAUGUUCUUCCAAGCAAACUUGCCUAACCUCUUCAACAAGAAGCGCUGCAGGGAGUUCCGACGGAGACGAGCUCCACAGCAAAACAUAUCAUUGAAUCUGGAUGAGAGCUUACUUCCAGAAUCAUCUCCUCCCCCGGUUGCUAAAACACCCUCAACGGACAGACCGAAUCCUUUCAUGGAUACGCCACCACAGCUCGCCGCUAUACGUUCUUCACCUGCCAAGAGCAGUCCUCUGAGGCAGGAGUUACAAAGCUCUGACAUAUCGUCGGAUCCCACACAGCAGACCUUUGAGGAAUCCACUCUUCCACUAGCUCCUAGCUCUCCAUUCCAUACCUACGUUGAAGGCGAUACCGGGUUUUCCAUGGCUUCAGAUCAACGGCAGUUGAUGCAUGAGAUGGCGGAAACCGACUCAAGUCUGCGUCGCAUUCGUGUCGAGGCAGACAAAUAUCUGGAUGCAUAUGUGCCACAAGAACGCAGUCUGCACGACCUCACCGAGAUCACGGAGACGAGCAGAACCUGGAACAAAGACAGCAAUAUCCUUAAGUCCAGUCCACCUAAGCAUACGCGAUGUGCGCCAGAACCAGUUUCCGGCAAGACCCCAAACAAAACGAAGACCCCGGCCGCGUUACGUAUCGAGAACAAUGAAUUCUCACAACAACGGGACAAUGUGUAUGACAUCCAGACAUCACCUCGCUCACCCGCAAUGAGGACAAGAUCGCCUGCUUCCAUGCAUCCUACUCUUUCAAAUCUCGACUCUCUGCCAGCUGUUGAGCCGUGGACAAAAACACAUUACAAGGCACUGGACAAGCUUUACCAGCUGUAUAAGCAACAGCCGUCCAUUUUUUCCACCACUGAAGCUCCCAACGCUGCUCUCAAUGCCACCCUCUUCACCAACUUUAUGAACACUACAACAAGCAACUUCAUUGGAGCACGUUACCGAGCCUGGGGUUACAACGUGAUCUUUACGGAUGCGCUUGUGGUAUUAUGCGCUGCGUUUAUGCAGCUUCUCACCCUGAAUAGUAUCGAGGAGUAUGAGGCGAGGGUUAGGAAGCAGAUACAGGUUGGUGAUUGUCAGCCGGGUCAUGACGGAAAUACGAUAAGUGCAGAGGCAGUGGUGGAAAGGCUUGCGACGGUGAUUCUAGGAGAGGCAUUACACGUUGCUAUCACAUACGAAUCGACCCGGGGCCGGCACCGACGGAAACUCGUGACCCCGAGAUCAAUGCUUCGGAAAAUCGAGACUCGGGAAAGGGCACCAAGUCAUCCGAUUCGGAACCGAAAGGGGUCCGGCGUUAAUUUCGGUGAUUCUUGCGCAACUAUCGGAUCACUAUCGGACCCCCAAUUGGCCCACGACCAUCCGGCACGACAAAUGUCAAGCGGCUGGUUGGACUACAAGACUCAGACGAUUUGGAAUAGUUCCCUGGGCGACCAAGGAACACUUACGGAGGGGUGCCGGUAGACAAUACCCUGGCCAACUGUAUCGACAAAAAGUAUAUAGACCAAGCUAGGUACUGU